Molecule: messenger RNA, 735 nt
Organism: Caenorhabditis elegans
Lineage: Eukaryota; Metazoa; Nematoda; Chromadorea; Rhabditida; Rhabditidae
Gene: F56D5.5
Product: Coiled-coil domain-containing protein 69
Exons: 1
Coding region: 1-735 (244 amino acids)
Source: RefSeq, marked reviewed
AUGACUGAAAACGUCGAAUACAUCCGAGUGUUAUUGAAAUCUUCACAAGCCGAAGUUCAAAUGCUCCGCGAGCAGAAUGAGUUCAGAGAUGACCUGCUGAAAAUGUUCAAAGUGAAGCUUGAAGUCAAUGCUCUGAACAAUUUACCAGUUCGACGUAAUCUUUCUGUUGAAAUUUCAAACCUUGAAACCAAGAAAUUGAAAACAGAAAUCGCAUUUUUAAAAGAAGAACUUGGACGGGAGGGAAAGAAACUGACAAUCGCAAAUACAGUUCACGAGCAGUUGAAAAAGGAUCUGGAAGCAGAAAAGAGAAAUUCGAUGUUUCUUUCGGAAUUACUGACGUUCUAUCAAAAUGGUCACCAACCACAAUUACCAGCAGAGGAUCAAUUUGUCGAUUUUCUUCAAACAGAGACGAGAAGUGUCAAGGAAGCUUUAAAAGAGAAAGAAGAAGAAGUGAAAAGACUAUUGGUGGACAUGGAAGGAAAAACUUUUCAGAAUCUAACUGAAAAAGGCCGUAUGGAAGAAGAAAUGAACGAUGCAAAAAGAGAAGCUCAGAUUCUUCGCAAUGAAAUGAAAUCUCUUCAGAAGAACAUGACUGCCAAAGAAAAUGAGUUGCUCGGAUAUCUGAGAGAUGCAUCGGAAACUCAUACAGAGAUGCAAAAAGAUUACAAAAUUCAAAUUUUGGAGCUGCAGCGAAGAAAUAGAAUUUUGGAGCGACACUUGGACAAUAUUCAAUAA